This is a messenger RNA of Phyllostomus hastatus (greater spear-nosed bat), 5504 nucleotides long. RefSeq names its product nucleoporin 153 (gene NUP153). The record is from RefSeq and is a predicted model, not a curated record. The transcript is spliced from 23 exons. Gene Ontology annotation, cellular component: nuclear pore. NCBI's taxonomy places the organism in Eukaryota, Metazoa, Chordata, Mammalia, Chiroptera, Phyllostomidae. Gene Ontology annotation, biological process: protein import into nucleus; RNA export from nucleus. Bases 20 to 4474 code for a protein of 1484 amino acids. Gene Ontology annotation, molecular function: structural constituent of nuclear pore.
AAGCAGUGGAGGCUCGGCCAUGGCCUCGGGAGCCGGAGGAAUAGGAGGGGGCGGUGGCGGCAAGAUCCGGCCGCGGCGUUGCCACCAGGGGCCAAUUAAGCCUUACCAGCAGGGGCGACAAAAGCACCAGGGCAUUCUUAGCAGGGUUACAGAAUCAGUUAAGAAUAUCGUGCCAGGAUGGCUACAGAGAUACUUCAACAAGAAUGAAGAAGUAUGCAGCUGCUCCACAGACACAAGAGAGAUACCACAGUGGCCAGAAAGUAGAGAUGAUGAUCAUCUGAUAUAUGCUGAUGAGGAGAGCACUAAUAUUCAUGAUGGGAGAAUCACUCCUGAUCCAACAGUAAGAAAUACAGAAGAACCCUCAACAACUAGUACUGCUUCAAAUUAUCCAGAUGUAUUAACAAGGCCUUCUCUUCAUCGGAGCCAUCUGAAUUUCUCCGCAUUGGAAUCUCCUGCUUUACACUGUCAGCCCUCCACAUCCUCGGCAUUCCCAAUUAGCAGUUCUGGAUUUUCCCUUGUGAAGGAAAUUAAAGAUUCUACCUCUCAGCAUGAUGAUGAUAACAUCUCAACUACCAGUGGAUUUUCUUCAAGAGCUUCUGAUAAAGAUAUAACUGUUUCAAAGAAUACUUCGGUGCCCCCUCUGUGGUCCCCAGAGGCUGAACGUUCUCAUUCACUCUCACAGCACACUGCCACCAGCUCAAAGAAACCAGCAUUCAAUUUGUCUGCCUUUGGAACACUUUCUCCUUCACUUGGGAGUUCUUCAAUCCUUAAAACAAGUCAUCUUGGAGAUUCUCCUUUUUACCCUGGAAAAACAACGUAUGGUGGGGCAGCAGGUGCGGUGAGACAGCCUAAACUACAAAACACACCAUAUCAGGCACCAUUCAGAAGACAGAUGAAAGCUAAGCAACUCAAUGCAGAAUGCUAUGGUGUGACUAGUUCAACAGCUCGGCGAAUAUUGCAGUCUUUAGAGAAGAUGUCGAGCCCUCUAGCGGAUGCAAAAAGAAUUCCAUCUGUUGCUGCUUCUCCACUGAAUUCUCCUCUUGAUAGGAGUGGAAUAGAUUCCACCACAGAUUUUCGGCCUAAAAGGGAAAAGGUGGUCUGUCAGUAUCCCCCUGUUCAGAGACUCAUGACCCCAAAGCCAGUAUCCAUAGCAGCAAAUCGAACUGCUUAUUUUAAACCAUCUCUGACUCCAUCUGGUGAAUUAAGGAAGACUAAUCAAAGAAUAGAUAAGAAACACAGUAUUGCUGUGGCUACUCGGGGUCUUUGGUGGUUCCAUACUGGAUAUGAAAAAAGUAUGACACCAGGACAAAAUAGAGAACAACGAGAAAGUGGUUUUUCGUACCCAAAUUUCAGUGUGUCUGCAGCCAAUGGUGUACCUUCUGGAGUAGGUAUUGCAGGCGGCAAGAUGAGACGAGAAAGAACACGCUUUGUGACAUGUAAACCUCCAGAAGAGGAGGAAAUGGAAGUACCAGUGUUGCCAAAAAUCUCUCUACCCAUCACCAGUUCUUCACUGCCUACCUUUAAUUUUAGUUCCUCUGUGAUCACAACUUCAUCACCAGUUAGUCCUGCACAGUCAUCAACAAACAAGGUACAAAUGACCUCUCCAAACAACACAAACAGUCCCAUGUUCAGAUUUUCAUCUCCAAUUGUAAAAUCUACUGAGGCAGAUGUACUACCUCCACCAUCUAUUGGUUUUACAUUUAGUGUGCCUGUUGCAAAAACAGCAGAACUUUGUGGCUCUAGUAAUAUUUCAGAACCAAUCACAAGUAGUUCCGCUCAAGAUAUCACUGCAGUGCACAGUACAAGCUGUAAGAAGCCAGAUGAAGAUUUUGAGGGCCCUUUUAGACCUGCAAAAACCCUGAAAGAAGGAAGUGUCCUAGAUGUUCUGAAAAACCCCGGUUUCACAUCACUGAAGCCAGAUUCUCUUGCUGCUGAUCCUACCACCACAAGCCCAGUAGUUUAUACAAGACCGGCAAUAAGUAGCUUUUCUUCUAGUGGAAUCGGGUUGGGGGAAAGUUUAAAAGCCGGAUCAUCAUGGCAGUGUGAUAGUUGUCUGCUUGAGAACAGAGUAACAGACAGCAAGUGUGCAGCCUGUCAAGCGACAAAAUUGCCACCAAGAGAUACUGCUAAACAGACUGGAAUUGGGACACCAAGUAAAAGUGGCAAAACAACUCUUCCUGCAUCAGGGACAGGUUUUGGAGACAAAUUUAAACCAGCAGUAGGAACUUGGGAUUGUGAUACCUGUUUAGUGCAAAAUAAACCAGAAGCGAUAAAAUGUGUAGCUUGUGAAACACCGAAACCUGGAACCGGUAUUAAGCGAGUCCUUACCUUGCCAGUGACUUCAGAAAGUGCUGUCACUGUGGCUGCUUCAUCUUCCAGCUGCACUGUGACCACUGGUACCUUAGGAUUUGCAGAUAAAUUCAAAAAGCCCAAGGGAUCUUGGGAGUGUCCAGUAUGCUGUGUUCCUAAUAAUCCAGAAGACAAUAAAUGUGUGUCCUGUAUGUCUGAGAAACCAGGAAGCUCAGUACCUGCUUCAAGUAGCAGCACCAUCCCUCUUUCUCUGUCUUCUGGAGGCUGCCUAGGAUUGGACAAGUUCAAGAAACCUGAGGGAAGCUGGGACUGCGAAGUAUGCCUAGUGCAAAAUAAAGCUGAUUCCACCAAAUGUGUGGCAUGUGAAAGUGCCAAGCCAGGCACACAGUCUGAGUUUAAAGGCUUUGGUACAUCUUCCUCAUCUUUGAACUCAGCAGCCUCAUCCUUCAAAUUCGGUAUCCCAUCUUCCUCCUCUGAGCCUUCACAGACUUUAACAAGCACUGGAAAUUUUAAAUUUGGGGAUCAGGGAGGCUUUAAAAUAGGUGCGUCAUCAGAUUCUGGGUCUUUAAAUCCCAUGACUGAAGGCUUUAAAUUUUCUAAACCAGUAGGGGAUUUUAAAUUUGGAGUUUCAUCUGAUUUUAAACCUGAAGAAGUUAAAAAGGACAGUAAGGAUGAUAAUUUUAAGAUUGGACUUCCUUCUGGUUUAAACAAUCCAACUUCUUUAGCUCCGUUUCAGUUUGGGGUGUCUAGUCUUGGGCAGCAAGAAACGAAAGAGGAACUGCCUAAGUCUUCAUCUGCAGGCUUUAGUUUUGGUACGGGUGUAAUCAGCUCUACUCCUGCUGCUGCUAACACCGUGGUGACCUCUGAGAACAAGAGCAGCUUCAGCUUUGGGACUACAGACACCAAGAGUGUCUCAGUGGCUCCUUUUAUAUGUAAGACGUCAGAAGCAAAAAAAGAAGAAAUGCCUACCACCAAAGGAGGGUUCACUUUUGGCACUAUGGAACCUGCCCCCCUGCCGUCUGCCUCAUUGUUUGCUUUGGGAAGGACAGAAGAGAAACAACAAGAGCCUGUCACCUCUACUUCUCUCGUGUUUGGGAAGAAAGCUGAUAGUGAAGAGCCAAAGUGUCAACCAGUGUUUUCCUUUGGGAAUUCAGAGCAAACCAAAGAAGAGAGUUCUUCCAAGUCAACCUUUAGUUUCAGUGUGGCAAAACCAUCUGAGAAGGAGUCUGAACAGCCAGCCAAGGCCACUUUUGCUUUUGGAUCUCAAACCAGUACUACAACCGAUCAAGGUGGAACAAAGCCAGUUUUUAGUUUCUUGAACAACAAUUCCUCUAAUUCAAGUACCCCAGCCACUUCAGCUGGCGGCAGCAUAUUUGGUAGUUCCACCUCUUCCUCCAGCGCACCGGCGGGUGCCUUUGUGUUUGGACAGGCCAGCAAUCCUGUGAGCAGCUCUGCCUUCGGUAACCCUGCUGAAUCCAGUACAUCUCAGCCUUUGCUGUUUUCUCAAGAGAACAAACCAGCAACCACAUCUAGCACGGGUACAGCUGUUACCCCAUUUGUCUUUGGUCCAGGAGCCAGCGGUAAUAAUAAUACUGCAGUCUCUGGUUUUAACUUUGGAGCUACAACCACGUCUAGUUCUUCAGGAUGCUCCUUUGUGUUUGGCACUGGACCUUCAGCACCAUCUGCCAGUCCAGCAUUUGGUGCUAACCAGACCCCAACAUUUGGACAGAGUCAAGGUGCCAGCCAGCCUAACCCUCCAGGCUUUGGAUCUAUAUCAUCUUCAGCAACAUUAUUUUCUGCUGGUUCUCAGCCUGCACCACCUACUUUUGGGACAGUGUCAAGCAGUACCCAGCCUCCUGUGUUUGGACAACAGCCUGGUCAGUCUGCAUUUGGCUCUGGAACAGCUCCAAAUUCCAGUUCAGUUUUCCAAUUUGGCAGCAGCACAAAUUUCAAUUUCACAAACAACAAUCCAUCAGGAGUCUUCACGUUUGGUGCAAGUCCGAGCACACCUGCAGCCUCAGCCCAGCCUUCUGGUUCAGGGGGCUUUCCAUUUACUCAGCUGUCAGCUUCCUUUACAGUGGGGUCAAAUGGGAAAAGUGUGUUCUCUUCUGGGACAUCAGUUUCUGGUCGCAAGAUAAAGACUGCUAUUAGACGCAGGAAAUAAAGGUCACAGUGGUGUUUCGCACAAGUUUUAAUGAAAGCUGGUGUCUUGCUUUUAGAUACUGGAUUGUACUACAUGCUGGGGUUAUCUGAAGUCAAACCUGCCUAAGGACUUCUUUAAUUUUGGAAUUUUCCUCUUUACAAAAGCCUCGCCAUCACCUCUCGCCAUGCCCUUUCAAAAACAAUUAAUAGUUAGACUGGUGACUGAUUCUUCAGCAGAAAUAUUUUAUGAUCCAGCAAAUUAUUCACUGAUUUGGCUUAGGCUGGCUGAAUUCAGGAAUAGAGCCUGCUCAGUGAAUGGCUUUGUAUAGAACCUCUUCGUCUGCACCAUUAUGUGCGUUGAUACGCGUUUAUGGAACGCAUUUAAUAUUGUAAUUAUAUCUGAGGAAUUCUGUAUAGAUUAGAGAAUAUUGAAAUGAAUGAUUUCUAUGCUGAGUUUGUGCUGGUGUAUGUGUGAAGUGAGUGAGUUGGGUGUAUUGUGCACUAAAAUUUUCUGAUAGAGGAAGCCUGAUUAAAGAAUGGUCCAUGCUAAGGACUUGUUAGAUCUAGUUCCUUCUCCACUUAAUAAUUAUAUGCUAUUUCUAUAUUUUCAUUCUAUUACCUGUCUUGCCUUUUUCAUUAUUUUAUUAUGAAACUUGUGUAAAUACAAUUUUGUUUCUGUACUUUUUUGGCAUAACAUAAAUCUGUGAACUUGAAGUUUUAAUUUUGUGUUAGAAUUUUUGUUGUUCGUUUAGUCUUGUCUCAGAUUUUAUUAUGUAAAUCCCAUUAUUCAAAGUUGCCUAAAUCCAUUUGGAAAUCUUUAAAAAAAAUUGGGGAUUCUUAAAGUGAAUUUAUUGGCUUUUCUGAUCCAGUUUUGUUUGGACCAAAAACCAGUAUUGUACAAAGUAUUAAGCAUAUAUUUUUAUAUUUACUGAAAUGGACUGUGGUGACUUUGGAUAAUAAGGAAAAGUUUAAUAUUAAAGCCAUGUUUAUUACAGUAUAAUUAACAUGUUAAACCAUGGGAUAAAUGCCAUCAAUAAAAAAUUGUGAAAUCC